AUGUUAAAUGCUACAAGUACACAAAAUGACAAUAAGUUAUAUUCAUACGCUGCAUUGUUUAUAUAUGGUAAUAACCAAGAUGUUACUAAAGAUAAGAUAGUAGCAGUUCUUAAAGCAUUGGGUGUUAGUGCUCAGAUGAAACUAGCAGAAUUAUUCGAAUGUGAUGUCAUUCAGAUGAAGACUAUGUUAUCUUCAACUUCAAGUACAAGUUCUGCACCGGUUGCGUCUAAUAAGACUGAUGAAAAGGAAGAAGAGGUAACUAAACCAGCUGAAGAGGAACCUGCUGAAGAAAUAGAAUUAGAUUUCGGAGACUUAUUCUAA
Molecule: messenger RNA, 321 nt
Organism: Vairimorpha ceranae
Lineage: Eukaryota; Fungi; Microsporidia; Nosematidae
Product: 60s ribosomal protein p1
Exons: 1
Coding region: 1-321 (106 amino acids)
Source: RefSeq, a predicted model, not a curated record